UUUUGAAACACAGAAAAUGAGUAUCAUCCCAGCUUGUUUAGUGCUAGUUUUAGGCUUUGCUGUCCUUAUAAAUGAUAUAAAAGCCGCUACUCCUGAAGAAACUGCUGCUAUGGCAAAAUUGAAGGAUGCUUGUGUGAAGCAAAUCGGUUUGACUCCUGAAGAGGCAAGUCUUAUUAGUGGCGCUACAGAAAUCAAAUCUGAUGGUAAGCCGGUGUCGAAGAAUUUGCAAUGCUAUGUACUCUGCUUUUACAAAAAUUUGGGUUUGAUUGAUGAGAGCGGCAAACAGAAGCCAGAGGUUAUAUACAAAUAUAUGGAACGUGUAUUUACUGAUAAAACAAAAAUUAAGCCCGCAUUGGAGAAAUGUGCUAGCGUUAAAGGAGAAAACGCUUGUGAAGUAGUUUACAAUUUUGAAAAUUGUAUUGAGGGACUUAUGUAAAUUUGUUAAGGACUUUCUAAAAA
Messenger RNA from Teleopsis dalmanni, 459 nucleotides. RefSeq names its product general odorant-binding protein 56a (gene Obp56b). The record is from RefSeq and is a predicted model, not a curated record. NCBI's taxonomy places the organism in Eukaryota, Metazoa, Arthropoda, Insecta, Diptera, Diopsidae. Gene Ontology annotation, molecular function: odorant binding. Gene Ontology annotation, biological process: sensory perception of smell. The coding region runs from base 17 to 436 and encodes 139 amino acids. The transcript has 2 exons.